Nematocida homosporus is the source of this 501-nucleotide messenger RNA. RefSeq lists its product as uncharacterized. The record is from RefSeq and is a predicted model, not a curated record. Gene Ontology annotation, molecular function: DNA-binding transcription factor activity. Gene Ontology annotation, biological process: regulation of DNA-templated transcription. The coding region runs from base 1 to 501 and encodes 166 amino acids. The transcript has a single exon. Lineage: Eukaryota; Fungi; Microsporidia.
AUGCACCCACAUAUACCCCGUUCUAACCCCUCUAAACCCCUCAAUAACCCAAUACUAGCCCCUAACAACCCAAGACUAACCCCUACUAACUCAAUCCCAACCUCUACUAAGCGUACUAAACCACUCCAUUCUGAGGAAGUAGAGAAGGUUGCUAUUGCUAAAGCCAUCCUUGAUAUUGGCGAAGAGACAAACUUAGACCGAAAGAAGAAGAACCGUAUUGCUGCCCGUAAAGCCCGCGAGAAGAAGUCACAGUAUCUGCUCGACCUCCAAGCACACACAUGGACCCUAACACAUGCCAAUAGAACUUUGCAGGUGCAAGUCAACCGCCUAACUGCUGCCCUAGAGCACAUUAUUGAAGAAGUAGAUCAGGCGGUUACAGCUAAAUCAAUAGAUAUUCGUCGACUCCUCGCCAUUCUUCUCAAUACCGAGCACCUUCAUCUCCUCAGUCCAAAACACCGCCACAUUCUCCAUAAGAUCAGAUUAAGUAUUAUCUCUGGUUAA